Messenger RNA from Monomorium pharaonis (pharaoh ant), 2434 nucleotides. RefSeq names its product sec1 family domain-containing protein 2. The transcript is spliced from 10 exons. The record is from RefSeq and is a predicted model, not a curated record. The coding region runs from base 312 to 2294 and encodes 660 amino acids. Gene Ontology annotation, biological process: intracellular protein transport; vesicle-mediated transport. Lineage: Eukaryota; Metazoa; Arthropoda; Insecta; Hymenoptera; Formicidae.
AAUUCGGUACAAGGUAUUUACUUUACCAGCUGUUCAAUCAUAUGGCAAGUUGACUUGUCACGAUCACGUUGUUAAAAUGUCAAUGUAGUGCCAUAAAUUUAAACUUUGUGAUAUAAAUUCUAUUUUAUAUAACAAUCAACGUGGAAAAAUCUUAUAAAUAAUAUUAUAAUUUAUAUUUUAUUAAACAAUACUUUACAUUGUUACAUACGUAUAUAUAUUAAUUGAUUGUUAGAUACACGUAAUGUGUCACUUAUUUACGAAAUAAAAGUGAAAAAUUAUUUCCGUAAGAUUUAUGCUAUUUUUAAUUAAUAAUGGAAGGCAUUAAUGAUCUCGAACAGUUUCUUGCUGAUACUUGGCACGAUGUUGCUGGUUUUGUAAGUGGAUCUGCAGUUUAUAUAGAUCAUGCAGCAACGGAAUGCCUUCAUUGGCAUACUGGUGGCAAGAUAUAUUCCUUCUUUAAGGAUGCUGGUGCAAUGUCAGUUCACGAACUUGCCAUGUACAAUUUUCGUUAUGUCAAGGUACAAAAUUGCAAGAAAGCAGUUAUUAUUACUACUUCUACCGAUCUAGCCUUUUAUCAACGUACAGUCAAGAUGAUAUUGGAGAAGAAUGCAUUUGAACACUGUACAAUUAUUACUGCCGCACAUUCAAGUGUAUUGAAUUAUGAUGACACUGUGCCACCAGAGGAUAGAACAGAUUAUGCCAAAUUAAAAAAACACAUAAAAAGUUGGAUGGAUUCUAAUCGGAUGUUGGAAGUGACAAUACUAUUUCGACCAAUUUUUAUUAGCCUAAUUGAUAAUGGUCUAUUUGUAACACCACCCUUUAAUGAUCUAUUAUCACCCUUAAAUAGCACGUUGUUAAAGGAUUCCGAACAUACAGUUGAUUAUUUUGUAAGUUUGUUUAAUAGUUUAUUAACAUAUUUGAAUUUGAAGGAAGAUAUUUAUUCAAUGGGAAAACUUAGCGAAUAUGUUGCUGAAAAAUUAGAAACACUACCAAUGGCUAUCGAUCGUAGGAACAGUUUAGUUGGUGCAAAUGGAAAAGGAAUAUCAUUAAUCUUUAUCGACAGAACAUUAGAUUUUUGUACUUCCACUAGUAAUAAUACUGAAUCCUUGCUCGCUAGGAUAUUGUGCACUUUGCCUCAUUUACCUCAUCACUGCAACGAUGUCGCAAUAAAUAUGUCUCCUUUGUUUUGCGGCCUACAGAAAUUUGUCGAUGUACCAGGAUGCUUGGCCAGCAAUGACAAAACUCUGAUGAAUGUAUUGAUUACGAAAAAACAAAAAGACGUAUUGGUUACUACGAAUAAAAUUCUCAUCGAUAUACUUUCAAAAGAAAAUUUAAAACUAAGAGAAAAUCUGAAGCCCAAAGUAGCAACGAGAAUUUCUGCACAUAGUUUAGAGAAGCUUGUAAAUAAAUUUAAAGACAUAGAUGAUCUUCGUGCUAUAUCAGAAUCAAGCAAAGAGCUUCAAGUGGUACUGGGAAUCAUACAGGCUCUGACGUCAGAAAAGACUUCGCAAUUAGAAUUGUUAAUUAGUCUCGAGAAACUACUUUUACAAAAUAUAGCUGUAAGUCGUGACUCUACGAGCGUGCUUGGACAGUUAAGUAAUAUCAUAAAAACUCGCGAGAAACGAGGGCUGAAUACAGAUAACAUAUUAGCACUUUUGAUACAUAUCUAUGCACUUGCUGGAACUGAGAUACAGUUUUCUAUUCAACAAGAGCAGCAACUACAAGAAGCCAUCACUAAUGCUAUAUUUGAGGACAUUACGAAAUUAAAGGAAAAUACAGUAAAUAAUAACAUGUCGGCGUAUCAACAAACUUUAUUGUAUUUUGGUGUUACAGAUGCUGAGGUUAUAAAGGAAACAUCUGUAAAAAUAGCAAAACACAUUAUGGAUAUCUUACAUGAAAUAGCACAGCAACGCGCAUUUCUACAUAACUAUACUUCCUUGAUGUCCAAAUCGAGUUCUCAAGAGAUUGUUCAACGUAUUGGCAUUUUGCAACAAUUAUUAACAGAUUUACUUCAUCCAGAUAGACAUGACCUUCCCGAUUUACACCAGAGAUCAUCCUCGUUUGUUUCUGCUGGAUUCAACUUAUUUUCUAAAGGAAGAAUCAAACGUCAUCCAUGUGAUAAUAAUUGGAUUAUCAUUUACAUAAUUGGAGGUAUAACACCGGAAGAAGUAAGAGAAACUAAAGAAAUCAUAUCAUCAUUUCAUUCAAAUUGCCAAGUAACAAUAGCAGGUUCGGGACUGUUAAAUCCAUUAGACAUAGUCAAUAAGGUUCUUCUCUCAUCAAUUGAUUAUUGAAACAUUUUGCAAACUUGCAAUUAUGUUUUAUUACUGAAUCCAUUUUAUACCAGAAUCAGAGAUUGUAUAACAAAUCUGUUUUACAUUAUUGGUGGAUUGUACACGACAUGUAAAUUGCUGAGUUACAGUACUUUUGCCUA